This is a messenger RNA of Chlamydomonas reinhardtii, 721 nucleotides long. RefSeq lists its product as uncharacterized. Gene Ontology annotation, cellular component: nucleolus; 90S preribosome; preribosome, small subunit precursor. The record is from RefSeq and is a predicted model, not a curated record. Gene Ontology annotation, biological process: maturation of SSU-rRNA from tricistronic rRNA transcript (SSU-rRNA, 5.8S rRNA, LSU-rRNA). The transcript is spliced from 6 exons. Bases 155 to 703 code for a protein of 182 amino acids. NCBI's taxonomy places the organism in Eukaryota, Viridiplantae, Chlorophyta, Chlorophyceae, Chlamydomonadales, Chlamydomonadaceae.
AUCUUGCCUGUAUACUUACUAUAAGGGCGCGACAUAUCUACACAUAACGUUGACCACAAAAAGCCGCCGCGAUUAUGCUAUAAGACUUCAAACUGCGCGCUGGCCUUGCGUUCCGGAGCUAAACCUUCACAGCUGACUUCUGUAGUAUCACCAAAUGGUGAAGAAGAAGGUUGGAGGGGGCAAGCGCUAUAAGGCUGUUGCCAGCGCCAAGGCUCAAGGCCUGGCAGAGCCCAAGUGGGAUGGCCCCGCACCGCCACUGCACAUCCAAAAGAAGCUUGCACGGAAGGUGCAAUUUCUGGACAAGGUGUCUACAAACACCAACACGCUGCGAACAUCUAAAGCCGGCGUGAACAAGAAAACUGGCCGCAAGAAGGCGCUUCCAGACCUAAGCACGCUGGGCGAGGUUCUGGAUGAGGUGUCGAAGAAAGGAAGUGCACAGAACGGUGCGGCAGGCGGCAAGCAAGCGAAGGAGCGUGGUGUGUCCGUCAACACGGCAAAGCAGCGUCACCACAUUCUGGUGGAGGAGUCCCAGCGCAUGCAGCAGGUCCUGAAGCACCCGCUCUACAAGAAGGACCCCAUCGCGGCCAUCACCAAUCAUCUGCAGCACACGCUACCACCAGUACCAGCACCCAAACCUGCCGCAACAAAAGGGGCAGGAAAAAAAUCCAAGAAGGCUGCAAAUUCCAGCAAAAUGCAGGAAUGACAACCAAAAUGCAACCCC